Messenger RNA from Durio zibethinus, 781 nucleotides. Lineage: Eukaryota; Viridiplantae; Streptophyta; Magnoliopsida; Malvales; Malvaceae. The record is from RefSeq and is a predicted model, not a curated record.
UGUCUACUAUGAAAAAGUGGAGACAACCAGUGGCUUCCUCAGUCCUAGAGCUUGGUGGAAUCAGAAUUGCUAAAGAUGAUGUGGUGAGGGAUGAUCCAACAAACAGUGUUCCGGACACUAUUUUUUCAAAACAUGGAAUGCAGCUCCAUAGAAGGAAUAACCAGUCUCUUGGGAUUCUGAAGAAUGGAAUGAUAUAUGAGUCUUUUGAUAUUAAUUACUCAAACAUUUUUUAUAAGUUUGGUGAUCUCUGCCCAAUUGUUUCAGUAAAACAGGUACAAUGUUUGUCCACUAUUGCCGUUAUUUUCUUUUCCUCCUUUAUGUUCAUCUGAAUUGGCAAAUAUUAUUGGAUAGCAAAGGAACAGGUUUUGAGUUUAAAUAUUUUUGUGAAAUUAAUCUUAUGCUCUGUUUUAGAAUAAUUGUAUCUGAAUUUCUAUCUGCAUGGACUUUCGUAGAUCACCAAAGGUUGUGUUUUAACUUAGAAUUGCAUAUGUUACCAUGUAGGCUUGAACCUCAGUGUGUGAGUGUGUGUGGUUUAGUGAGUGCAAUGGAGAGAAUAGUUUUGAUCAAAUAUUGAGGCUAUAGACAUUUCUCCCUCCCUACAUAUGGCCCUUAAAGCAUGUUGUUGUUCCAAAAUAUAUGGGCUCUCUAGUCAACUUCUUAAAUUGACCAUGUGUUUUUGAAUAUCAUUCAAUCUCUCCAAUCCAAAAAGGCUUGUACAUUUCUGCAGAGCAGUUUUUGAGCUCUGCAAGCAGUAUGACCAGCCAAUAAAAUGUUAUUUUUC